UCCGGGACCGGCUCACCUGGGCCGGGAUGGGGGGCUCAGGUGGCUCAGGUGGGCACCCCAGGGGGGACCCCCUCACCUGGAGGGGGGCGGCGCUGAGGACCCUCCUGGCCGUGACGUACCUGUGUGGUGUGUCCCCGUCCCCCCCGGGGGUCUCCGUGCGCCUCCAGGGGGGUCCCGACGGCUGCUCGGGGCGGGUCGAGGUGCUGCACAACCUCACCUGGGGCACCGUGUGCGACGACGGCUGGGGCGUGGCCGAGGGCGAGGUCACCUGCGCCCAGGUGGGCUGCGGGCGGCUGCGGGCGCUCGCCCCCGGCGCCAGGUACGGCGAGGGGGAGGGGCCCAUCUGGCUGGACGAGGUGAAGUGCGCGGGGCACGAGGGGCACCUGGGGCAGUGCCGGGCGCGGCCCUGGGGGCUCCACAACUGCGGCCACGGCGAGGACGUGGGUGUUGAGUGCACAG
Neopelma chrysocephalum (saffron-crested tyrant-manakin) is the source of this 459-nucleotide messenger RNA. RefSeq names its product scavenger receptor cysteine-rich domain-containing group B protein-like. The record is from RefSeq and is a predicted model, not a curated record. NCBI's taxonomy places the organism in Eukaryota, Metazoa, Chordata, Aves, Passeriformes, Pipridae. The transcript has 2 exons. The annotation marks the transcript as partial. Gene Ontology annotation, cellular component: membrane.